Molecule: messenger RNA, 348 nt
Organism: Staurois parvus
Lineage: Eukaryota; Metazoa; Chordata; Amphibia; Anura; Ranidae
Source: the annotation of a GenBank genome assembly
UGCGCUGUGUCCCUCGGACACAGCAGAUCACCGAUCAACAGAAAGAGCCGAAGAUGUCGGCUCGGUCAUGUGAUCAGCUGUGUCCAAUCACAGCUGAUCACAUGGGACAUGUACACAGAUCAUCAGAGCACUGAUGAUCAGUGUGCCCUGAUGAUCUGUGUAGCCCCAGCAGUGCCACCUGUUAGUGUCCAUCAGUGCCAGCUGUCAGUGCUCUCCAUGCCACCUGCCAGUGCCCAUCAGUGCCACAUUUCAGUGCCACAUCAAUGCCACAUAUCAGUGCCCAUCUGAGCUGCCUUUCAGUGUCACCCAUCAGUGCCAGUCAGUGCCACCUAUCAGUGCCACCCAGGG